AUGGCCAAGGCACAAGAAGAUCACGCGCACUACUCAAAGGCCAGGCGCGGCGAUGCCCCCGUGUACGAGGUGGGAGAUAUGGUAUGGCUGAGCUCUGAGAAUAUCGUCACCCAGAGACCCUCCAGGAAGCUGAGCGACAAGUGGCUUGGUCCAUUUGCGGUAUCACAAACGUACAAGCGGGCGUGCGCUCUUGAGCUUGACGGGCAGUUUAAUGGCAUCUUCCCUGUGUUCCACCAUUCACUUUUGCGACCCGUUGAGCAGCCACGGACCCAGGCACAAGUCGAGAUCAACAAGGACUCCCAGGACGACCAGAAGGGACUCAUCAUCGUCCCAGAUGACAGAGGACACCUCCAGAGGAAGUGGGUAUUCAUCAGAGUGACUGACAGCUUUCUGGAUAAAAAGGAAGGAUUCCAGUACCGAAUCGAGUGGCAGGAUGGGACUACAUCGUGGCAGCCAGCUCGCAACCUCCAGGGAUGUCACUGGAUCAUUCACGAGUUCCAUUGA
Molecule: messenger RNA, 504 nt
Organism: Anthostomella pinea
Lineage: Eukaryota; Fungi; Ascomycota; Sordariomycetes; Xylariales; Xylariaceae
Source: the annotation of a GenBank genome assembly